Molecule: messenger RNA, 1350 nt
Organism: Nerophis ophidion (straightnose pipefish)
Lineage: Eukaryota; Metazoa; Chordata; Actinopteri; Syngnathiformes; Syngnathidae
Gene: cldn10e
Product: claudin 10e
Exons: 5
Coding region: 156-1085 (309 amino acids)
Biological process (GO): bicellular tight junction assembly; cell adhesion
Cellular component (GO): plasma membrane; bicellular tight junction
Molecular function (GO): structural molecule activity
Source: RefSeq, a predicted model, not a curated record
GACAACUGUUGUGAUCAUGGGAACCAGAGGGGCCCUCCACUCCCACACACACACAACAAGUCUGCUUCAGACUCCUGAACCGAGCACUUGCCGGGACUCGCACAACAAAACCUUCCUAGAAACGCUAAGGAACCUGCUUUUGGAGAAAGGCGGGGAUGCGGAUCCGAGUGGUCCAGAUCUGGGGCUUCUUGAUGACCGUGCUGGGUUGGAUCUUCGUGGCUUGCACCAUGGCCAUGGAAGGCUGGAAGAUCACCUCGGUCGGGGGCAUGGGGGGCUCCUCCAUUCUGAAGGUGGCCUGGUACUGGUCCAGUCUGUGGAGAGCUUGUUUCACAGAUUCCACGUCCGUCAGCAACUGCUACGACUACCCCGUGCUCUGGUCCGUGGAAGGCCACAUCCAGAUCGUGCGAGGCCUGCUGAUGGCCGCCCUGUCCCUGGGCGUGCUGGGCUUCGUGCUCAGCAUGCUGGGCAUGGAGUGCACCGUCAUUGGGGGCAAAGACCCCUCCAAGUUCAAGAAGAUCUACACCGGCGGUUGCUUCCACAUCAUCAGCGGUUUACUGUCCACCAGCGGAUAUGUUGUCUAUGCCCAAUACGUCUCAGGAGAAUAUUUCAACCCCAACUUCGAUGGACUGAAGUACGACCUGGGCACCCCGCUGUUCCUGGGCUGGGUGGGCUCCUGCUUCCAGAUGGCGGGCGGCGUCUUCUAUCUGUGGUCCGCUUGUAAGCCGCUGUGUGGACAAGAACAAACGGUGAUCAUCCGGCCGGUCCCAGACCCGGAAAAGGACCCCAAGACCAAGUCCACCACGGAGCUGUCCUCAGUGUCGGGAAUCACCUCCAAAACCAAAGUGUCCUCCGUGUCUGAGCUGUCGUCAGAACGCUCCGACGUGUCCGCCCUCUCCUCGGCGUCCACAUCCAGAGGCUCGGUCCAGUCCAGGAGCAGACCGCUCGCCUCUUCUGCCGGGUCGGCCGUCUCGUCAAGGUCCGGCGUGUCGACGAGGUCGGGGUCCAGCGGCGGAAGUCGUGUCUCGUCGCUGUCUGGCAGCUCCGGGACCGGGAGAGCAUCCUUUCUGAAAAACUCCUACAUCUGAGGCAGGGGUGUCCAACAUUUUUACACUGAAGAAUCAAAGCAAGCGGGGGCCAUUUUGAUAUGUUUUUAUUUCAAAAACCAAUACAAAAUAUGUGUAAAAAUAUACAUUUAAGCCUCCACUCAGGCUUGAUCCCAGGGACCCCAAAGGAUUUUGGUCUAAAAAAUAAUUAAAAUGUGUCAUUAUUUUGUAUUAUUGUUAUUCAAGGUUUAAAUCUCUAGAUCAACAUUAGGUCUAUUUGUCAAUAAAACGUUUUUAAAAAUUUAAA